CCGCUGUUCGACCUCAACGGGCACAGCGGCGCCGUGUACGCCGUCCGGUUCUCGCCGACCGGCCGGCUCCUCGCGUCGGGAUCGUUCGACCACACGACGCGCCUGUGGAGCCGCGGCGGCGAGCCGGUCGCCACACUGCGCGGGCACAGCCACUCUGUGACGGACCUCUGCUUCUCUGCCGACUCGGCGGCGGUGCUCUCGGGCUCGUUCGACCACACGGCGCGGCUCUGGGACGUGGGCCGCUCGCAGUGCGUCUCCUGCUUC
Molecule: messenger RNA, 264 nt
Organism: Emiliania huxleyi CCMP1516
Lineage: Eukaryota; Haptophyta; Isochrysidales; Noelaerhabdaceae
Exons: 1
Biological process (GO): ribosomal large subunit assembly
Cellular component (GO): nucleolus
Molecular function (GO): protein binding
Source: RefSeq, a predicted model, not a curated record